AUGCCUCCCAAGAAGCCCGACGCGCCCAAGAAGAAGAAGGCCACGGUCGAUGACAAGACCUUUGGCAUGAAAAACAAAAAAGGUGGAAGCGCCAAGAAACAGAUUGCCCAACUACAAGCCCAAGCCGCAUCCAGCAAGAAUGCCGACGAGAAGCGGAAAGAGGCUGAGAAGGCCCGCCGCGAGGCCGAGAAAAAGGCCGCGGAGUUAGCGAAGAAGGAGGCCGCCGAGCUGUUCAAGCCCGUUCAGGUGCAAAAGGUUCCUUUCGGUGUCGACCCGAAGACGGUGCUGUGCAUGUUCUACAAGCAGGGUCACUGCGACAAGGGCCGCAAGUGCAAGUUCAGCCACGACCUGAGCAUCGAGCGCAAGUCGGCCAAGAAGGAUCUGUACACUGAUUCGAGAGAGACGGAGGAGGAGACCAAGAAGGGCGAUACGAUGGAUCAGUGGGAUGAGGAGAAGCUUCGCAAUGUUGUGCUCAGCAAGCACGGGAACCCGCGGACGACGACUGAUAAGGUCUGCAAGUACUUUAUUGAGGCGGUUGAGAACCAGAAGUACGGUUGGUUCUGGGUUUGUCCGAAUGGAGGUGACAAGUGCAUGUACAAGCACAGUUUGCCACCUGGAUUCGUUCUCAAGACCAAAGAACAGAGGGCAGCUGAAAAGGCCUUGAUGGACAAGUCUCCGCUCAACACACUGACGCUAGAAGACUGGCUCGAGAGCGAAAGACACAAGCUCACUGGAGAGCUCACACCCGUCACACCCGAGACCUUCGCCAAGUGGAAAAAGGACCGUCUCGACAAAAAGGCCGCCGAAGAGCAAGCCCAGAAGGCCAAGGAAGCUACGGGAAGGACAUUAUUCGAAAGUGGGAACUGGCGAACGGAAGACAGCGAGGAGGAAUCGGACGACGAGGACGACACGUGGAACCUUGCUGCCCUGCGGCGGGAAACCGAAAACAUACAGGAAAGGAAGGAAGAGGAGCGCCUUGCGAGGCUCCAGGGCGAGCCGGUACCGGUUUCCGGCGACGGCACACCCGCGCAGGCCGAGGACUGA
Aspergillus calidoustus is the source of this 1044-nucleotide messenger RNA. The record is from the annotation of a GenBank genome assembly. NCBI's taxonomy places the organism in Eukaryota, Fungi, Ascomycota, Eurotiomycetes, Eurotiales, Aspergillaceae.